Molecule: messenger RNA, 924 nt
Organism: Mesitornis unicolor (brown roatelo)
Lineage: Eukaryota; Metazoa; Chordata; Aves; Mesitornithiformes; Mesitornithidae
Gene: SRD5A3
Product: steroid 5 alpha-reductase 3
Exons: 5
Coding region: 1-924 (307 amino acids)
Biological process (GO): polyprenol catabolic process; dolichol-linked oligosaccharide biosynthetic process
Cellular component (GO): endoplasmic reticulum
Molecular function (GO): 3-oxo-5-alpha-steroid 4-dehydrogenase activity
Source: RefSeq, a predicted model, not a curated record
AUGCCGGCGGUGCUGGGCGCCGCCUGGGCCUUGUUGGCUGCCGUCUUUCUGGCUGCCCUGCUGCUGCUGCGGGCGCCGGGGCGGGGGGCCGAUGGUCUCUCCAGCCUCUUCCAGGAUCUUAUCCGCUACGGGAAAACGAAGCGCGGCUGGGGCCAGCGGCCGGCCUGGCUGCGCCUCCUCCAGGUGCCCAAGAGGUGGUUUACUCACUUUUAUGUGGUUUCUGUGCUCUGGAAUGGCUUUCUGCUGAGCUGUCUUUUCCGAGCUGAGUUCCUCAGAGGGUCGCUCCCAUCAUGGAUUCAGCAUAUGCACCGUGCUCUUGGCAGAGAUCCUCAGAGUGAGGACAUGGAUAGUGAGCACUUCUCUGUGCUCCUGGUUCUCCUGCUGCUUUGGCUGCAUAGCUGUCGAAGACUUGCAGAAUGCCUCUGGACCAGCGUGUUUUCUGAUGGCGUCAUUCAUAUUGUGCAAUAUUGCUUUGGACUUGCUUACUACGUUGCUGUUGGUUCAACUGUGUUAUGUCAAGUGCCUACUAACUUCAGGAAUGGAAAAGGCCUUUCCGUGCAGAUCUCCUGGUAUCACGUCGUAGGAGUUGUGAUGUACAUUUGGGCCUCUCUUCACCAACACAGAUGUCUUGUGAUUCUAGCUAAUCUUAGAAAAAGUGAAUCAGGAAAGGUGGUGAGUCUGAGCCACAGUGUGCCUUUCGGAGACUGGUUUGAGAGGGUGACGUGCCCUCAUUAUUUUGCAGAGCUCCUCAUCUACGUAUCUCUGGCCGUCACGCUUGGAUUUCACAAUGCAACGUGGUGGUGUGUAGUGAUGUAUGUUCUUUUUAACCAGGCACUGGCUGCUGUUCUGUGUCACGAGUUCUAUCAGAAAAACUUUAGCUCCUACCCGAAGCAUCGAAAAGCGUUUAUACCAUUUGUUUUUUAG